This is a messenger RNA of Aspergillus wentii DTO 134E9, 1687 nucleotides long. RefSeq names its product glutamine synthetase family protein. The record is from RefSeq and is a predicted model, not a curated record. The transcript is spliced from 5 exons. Gene Ontology annotation, molecular function: glutamine synthetase activity. The coding region runs from base 152 to 1600 and encodes 482 amino acids. NCBI's taxonomy places the organism in Eukaryota, Fungi, Ascomycota, Eurotiomycetes, Eurotiales, Aspergillaceae.
GGGCGCUUCAAUGGGCUCUUAUUAAGAGCGCAUUCCCCUGCGCAUUUUUUUUUUCCUCCUUUCGCCUUUUAUUUUAUUCUAUCUUGAAGAUUGAAGACAGUUCAGGUUCAAUUGUACCCUAGUUGUGACCCUGAAUGCUCUCAGAAUAAUCAUGUCUACCAACACAGUAACCGUGGAGACUCUCCCCGACCUCCUCGCAAACGACAUUAAAGUCAAAGUCGCUGGUCUCGACUGCGAUGGCAUCCUCCGCGGAAAGGUGAUGUCCAAGGAGAAAUUCCUGGGCAUUGCGCAGAAGGGCUUCGGCAUGAGCUCCGCCGUCUUUGGCUGGGACAUGCAAGAUAUGCUGUACACAACAGAUGCGCGCAUUGCCCCGCCAGAAUCAGGAUAUGCGGAUUUUAUUGCUGUUCCAGAUCUGAGCUCGUUCCGAAGGAUACCAUGGGAGGAUGAAAUUCCUUUUUUCCUGGUUCGCUUUGAGUACGGUGACAACAAACACGUUUCUGCAGAUGGACGGAGCAUGUUGAAGUCGUUAUGUGACCAACUGGCGAGUUCGAACUGCCAGGCAAUGGCCGGAGUUGAGCUGGAAUUCAUGAACUUCCAAACCCCCUCGCAAGACGGAUACGGUGCCAUUGGCUCUCAACACCACGACCUUGCUGCCUUCCUCGAAAAGAACGCCCCCCAUGCCCUGCGCCCGUUGACCACAGGCAGUUUCUCAUACAGCGCAACGCGGCCCGUGGCGCACAAGAAAUACUUUUACGAUAUCUUCAACACCAGUGCGCAGUUCAAUUGUGGUAUUGAGGGGUGGCACACUGAAGGCGGACCGGGUGUCUAUGAAGCAGCACUCAAAGUCUGUGAAGUGACCGAAAUGGCAGACCGAGUCUCGCUAUUCAAGCUUCUGGCCAAAUCCAUAGGCAUUGAACACGGCGUCACACCCUGCUUCAUGGCAAAACCAAUCCAGGGACAGCCUGGUAGCUCCGGGCAUAUCCACGUCUCCCUCUGCGAUCUUGAAGGGCGCAACCUCUUUGCCCGAGAAACACCAGACACCAAUGCCCCCUGGCCCGAUGCAGCUGGACUGUCGGACAUGGGUCGACAAUUCCUCGCUGGUAUCCUUGAGGCAUUGCCGUCUAUCAUGCCCCUCUUCGCUCCUACCAUCAACUCAUACAAGCGUCUGGUUGAAAACUUUUGGGCUCCUGUGAAUGUCACUUGGGGAUUGGAGGAUCGCAUUGCUUCUCUGCGUCUCAUCACGCCUCCUGUCUGUAAGCCCGGUGCUACACGAAUUGAGGUUCGAAUCCCCGGUGCAGACCUGCACCCUCACUACGCAUUGAGUGUUAUCCUUGCUGCUGGAUGGCGGGGUAUUCAAAAGAAGCUCGAAAUCAAGGUCCCGCCCAUGUCUGCACGUCAACCCAAUGAUCCUCGUCCGGAGCUGCUACCAUCUACACUGGAAGAGGCGUUGAAGCGCUUCUCCGCUCCUGAUAGCAUCGCACGGGAGAUCUUGGAUGGAGAGUUUGUAGACUUCUUCACCGCGACUCGGGAGCAUGAAUUGCGACUGUGGAGAGAAACUGUGACUGAUUGGGAGUUUAAGCGAUACAUUGAGACUGUAUGAUUUAGCCUAUUAAGUAUAUUUGUUUUAUAUGCGUCCUGUACAUAAAUAUGAAUCAUCAGCAAUAUGCAAUUGAAUAUACCUUUAUUU